GGGGGCCGCCAUGGCGGAGGCGGCGCGGCCGCGGGCGCUGUUCCUGGCCGGGCUGGCCGCCGUCUAUGUGGCCGCUUUCGGCUCCCUCUACGUGCAGAUCCCCGGGCUGUACGGCAGGGAGGGGAUCCUGCCGGCCCGCAGGGUGCUGCGGCUCAGCGGGAAGGGGCUGUGGGAGCAGCUCCGGGACUCCCCCACCCUGCUGUGGCUCAGCCCGCGCCUGGGGCUGGACACGGAGCAGGGCAUGGAGCUGCUGUGCCUGGUGGGCAUCCUGGCGUCCCUCGGAGCCCUGCUGUGCGAGUCCAUGCGGGAUUGCCUGGUCUUCGCCCUGCUCCGGGUGCUCUACCUGUCCCUCUACCAGGUGGGACAGGUCUUCCUGUACUUCCAGUGGGACAGCCUGCUGCUGGAGACGGGGUUCCUGGCCGUGCUCGUGGCCCCCCUGCGCCUGCUGAGGGGGGGGUCCCCCUCCUGGAGACCCCACGACCCCGUCACCUUCUGGGGGGUGCGGUGGCUCCUCUUCCGCCUCAUGUUCGCCUCGGGGGUCGUGAAGCUGAGCAGCCGCUGCCCCACCUGGUGGGGGCUCACAGCGCUGACGUACCACUACGAGACGCAGUGCAUCCCCACGCCGGGGGCCUGGCUCGCCCACCAGCUGCCCGUGUGGUUCCAGAAGCUCAGCGUGGUGGCCACCUACGUCAUCGAGGUGGCCGUGCCCGUGCUCUUCUUCACGCCCCUGCGCCGCCUGCGCCUCUUCGCCUUCUACUGCCAGGUCCUGCUGCAGGUGCUCAUCAUCCUCACGGGUAACUACAACUUCUUCAACGCGCUCACCAUCGUCCUGGCCUUCUCCCUGCUGGACGAGGAGCACGUGGGGCGCUGGCUGGGGCGCCCCAAGAAGCGGCAGGGCAGCGCCUGGCCCCCCAGCCUGGGCUCUGUGCUGGCCACGCUGCUGGAGCUCAACACCUACGGGCUCCUGCUCUACUGGACCGUGCAGUACUUCGGCCUGGAGAUCAACUGGGACAAGAAGCUGCUGGACUCCAAAGUGGCCUUCACCUACCACGAGUUCACGACGUGGCUGCGGACGGUGACGCUGCCGCUGGUGGGGGUGGCCUUCCUGUCCCUGUCCUGGGAGAUCCUGCUGGCCAUGUACCGCUGUGCCUGUGUCCGUGGAUGCUUCUGGAAGCUCUGGGCCACCCUCCAGUGGGCCAUCAUGGCCACGGCCACCGUCAGCUUGUUCGCCGUCAGCCUGGUGCCCUUCACCUACAUCGAGCACGAGUCCAACGGGAAGCUGUGGCCCGGCGUCCACCGGCUGUUCGGGGCGGUGGAGCGGUUCCAGGUGGUGAAUUCCUACGGGCUGUUCCGCAGGAUGACGGGCGUCGGGGGGCGGCCCGAGGUGGUGCUGGAGGGCAGCUACGACGGGCACAGCUGGACGGAGAUCGAGUUCAUGUACAAGCCCGGGAACGUGAGCGCGGCGCCGGCCGUGGUGGCCCCGCACCAGCCCCGCCUGGACUGGCAGCUCUGGUUCGCUGCCCUGGGGCACCACCACGGCAGCCCCUGGUUCAGCGCCCUGGUGCUGCGGCUGCUGCAGGGCCAGCGUGAUGUGAUCCGGCUGGUGCAGGUGGACGAGUCCCGGUACCCGUUCAGCGCCCGCCCGCCCACCUUCCUGCGGGCCCAGCUCUACAAGUACUGGUUCACGGGCCCCUCGGAGGGCAGCCCGGGCCCGGCGCCGUGGUGGCGGCGGCAGCACGUCCAGGAGUUCUUCCCCACCGUGUCCCUGGGAGACCCCACGCUGGAGAGCCUGCUCAGCCAGCACGGCCUCAAGGACAAGCCCCCCGUGCGGCGCCGGUCGGAGGCGGCCCUGCCGCGGCUCCUGGGCUGGGUCCGGGGCCUGGCCCGGCCCUUCUCGGGCCCCGCCCUGCUCUGGACCCUCUACCUGGUGGCCGCCACCGUGGGGGUGCUGCGGGCCCUGGGCCCCCGGGCACGGGGGGGGCCGCCCCCCGCCCGCCACAAGGCCCGGGGGGAGCGGGGGGAGCGCAACGGGGUGCGGGGAGAGGGGCGGGGCCGGGCGGGGGGCGAGGGCCACGGGGAGGGGCGGCCCGGCCCCAAGAAGAAGAAGUAGCACCCGCAGCCCCCCGCCCGUGUGCCAGCCCCGGGGGGGCCCUGGGUGGGGGGUGUCAGCUGAGCCCCGCCCCGGGGGGCUCCCGCUGUUCUCCCCCCAGUGCCUUCAGCACGGUGUGGCCAUGCGGGGGGACCCUCCCCACUGCCUUGGGGACCCCUCCCUGCGGCCCGGGGACAGCUGGGGACCCCUCCCCACUGCCCAGGGACCCCUUGGGGACCCCUCCCUGCGGCCCGGGGACUGCUGGGGACCCCUCCCUGCAGCCUGGGGACCCCUCCCUGCGGCCCGGGGACCACUGGGGACCCCUCCCCAGUGCCCAGGGACCCCUUGGGGACCCCUCCCUGCAGCUGGGGACCACUGGGGACCCCUCCCCACUGCCCAGGGAUCUCUUGGAGACCCCUCCCCACUGCUUGGGGAGCACUCCCUGCAGCCCAGGGACUGCCGGGGACCCCUCCCCGCUACCCAGGAAGCCCUUGGGGACCCCUCCCCACAGCCUGGGGACCGCUGGGGACCCCUCCCCACUGCCCGGGGACCCCUCCGGGCCCCGCAAGGACAGGGGGGUUCGAUGUGGCUGGGGGUGCUCAGCACAGAUGGGGGGCUCCUUGCCAGCAGGAUAGAGCAGUUUGGGCAGUGCCAACCCUCCUCCUUACCCUGCCCAGCCCCUCAGGUGCCCCCCGGGCAGUUUGGGGUGGCUCCCCCCCGUGUCCCCCACCCCGAUGGGCUCUGCCCAUCCCGCGCUUCCCCCCCCGGCUCAGCCCCAAGCUCAGAGGUCCAGAGGUUUCCUAUAAUUUUCUAAAUAAAGCCUUUGACAUUCCA
This is a messenger RNA of Pseudopipra pipra, 2923 nucleotides long. It is a transcript of the gene LMF2, whose product is annotated as lipase maturation factor 2. Gene Ontology annotation, biological process: protein maturation. The transcript has 14 exons. The record is from RefSeq and is a predicted model, not a curated record. NCBI's taxonomy places the organism in Eukaryota, Metazoa, Chordata, Aves, Passeriformes, Pipridae. Gene Ontology annotation, cellular component: endoplasmic reticulum membrane. Bases 11 to 2110 code for a protein of 699 amino acids.